UAUGCAGUACUGGGCCAGGAGGCUGGAGCAGGAGAUUGAUGGAGUGAUGAGGAUAUUUGGUGGAGUCCAGCAGCUCAGAGGGAUCUACAAUGAGAAUAGAAACCUGUUUGAAGUCAAGGAGAACGUGCCCAGGAAAUUGGUGGAGAAGGUCGCAGGGGACAUUGAGAGCCUCUUAGCCAAGAAAGUCCGUGCUUUAAAGAGACUUGCCAAUGCGGCAGAGAAGUUCCAGAAGGCUCACCACUGGCAGGACAACAUCCGGGAGGAAGACAUUGAGUACUAUGACUCGAAGGCAGACACUGAAUACGAUGAUCCCGAUGGUGAAGAGAUUGAGAGGGAAAAGUCCAACUCCUUGAAGCUGGAGUUCACUGAUGAUGACAACUUCAAGACCAAGGUUAACUAUUCGUAUGCUGCUGUGCAGAUCCCCACGGACAUCUACAAAGGCUCCACCGUCAUCCUCAAUGAGCUAAACUGGACGCAGGCACUAGAGGACGUCUUCAUCGAGAACCGGAAGGAGGAUCCCUCCCUGCUCUGGCAGGUGUUUGGCAGUGCCACCGGCGUCACCCGCUACUACCCCGCCACCCCGUGGAGGGCUCCCAACAAGAUUGACCUCUAUGAUGUGCGCAGACGGCCCUGGUACAUCCAAGGUGCCUCCUCCCCAAAGGACAUGGUCAUCAUCGUGGACGUGAGCGGCAGCGUGAGUGGCCUCACCCUCAAGCUGAUGAAGACCUCAGUCUAUGAGAUGCUGGACACCCUCUCAGAUGAUGACUAUGUCAACGUGGCCUCGUUCAACGAGAAGGCAAAGCCAGUGUCAUGUUUCAAGCACCUGGUGCAAGCCAACAUCCGGAACAAGAAGGUCUUUAAGGAGGAUGUGCAGGGCAUGGUGGCCAAGGGCACAACUGACUACAAGGCUGGCUUUGAGUAUGCCUUCGACCAGCUGCAGAAUUCCAACAUCACCCGUGCCAACUGCAACAAGAUGAUCAUGAUGUUCACAGACGGUGGCGAGGACCGGGUGCAGGACGUCUUUGAGAAGUACAACUGGCCCAAUAAGACGGUGCGGGUCUUCACCUUUUCCGUUGGGCAGCACAACUAUGAUGUGACCCCGCUGCAGUGGAUGGCCUGUGCCAACAAAGGUUACUACUUUGAAAUUCCCUCCAUCGGUGCCAUCCGCAUCAACACACAGGAGUACCUGGAUGUGCUGGGCAGACCCAUGGUCCUGGCAGGGAACCGAGCCAAGCAGGUUCAAUGGACCAACGUCUACCAGGAUGCCCUGGGGCUGGGUCUGGUGGUGACAGGCACACUGCCGGUGUUCAACUUAACGGAGGACAGCAGUGACAGGAAGAACCAGCUCAUCCUGGGUGUGAUGGGUAUCGACGUGGCUCUCAACGACAUCAAGAGGCUGACACCACGAUACAAUCUGGGGGCAAAUGGUUACGUCUUCGCCAUCGACCUGAAUGGCUACGUCCUGCUGCACCCCAACCUGCAGCCCCAGAUCAUCAAUUUCCGGGAGCCGGUGACGCUGGACUUCCUGGACGCUGAGCUGGAGGAUGAGAACAAGGAGGAGAUCCGGAGAAGCAUGAUUGAUGGGAAUGACGGGCAGAGGUUCAUCAAGACUCUCAUCAAGUCCCUGGAUGAGCAAUACAUCGAUGAGGUGUUCAGGACCUACACAUGGGCGCCCAUCAAAAGCACCAACUACAGCCUGGGGCUGGUUCUGCCUCCCUACAGCACGUACUACAUCCAGGCCAACCUGAGCGACCAGAUCCUGCAAGUGAAGUUACCAAACAUCAAAAUGAAGGAUUUUGAAUACCUGCUGCCCAACAGCUUUGAGUCGGAGGGACAUGUGUUCAUUGCACCCAGAGAGUAUUGCAAAGACCUCGACUUGUCGGAUAACAACACCGAGUUCCUGGAAAACUUUAUUGCCCUCAUGGAAAAAGUGACCCCAGACUCCAAGCAGUGUGACAACUUCCUCCUUCACAACCUGAUCCUGGACACAGGCAUCACUCAGCAGCUGGUAGAGCGAGUCUGGAAGGACCAAGACCUCAACACGUACAGCCUCUUGGCUGUCUUUGCAGCCACCGACGGCGGCAUCACCCGCGUGUUCCCUAACAAGGCUGCAGAUGACUGGGAGGAGGAACCAGAGCCCUUUAAUGCCAGCUUCUAUCGGAGGAGCCUGGACAACAAGGGCUACAUCUUCAAGCCGCCUUACAGGGACACCAGCUACCAGGCACUGGACCUGGAGAACAACACCAUCGGGAUCCUGGUGAGCACCGCUGUGGAGCUCAGCAUCGGGGGCAAGACACUGAAGCCGGCAGUGGUGGGGGUGAAGCUAGACCUGGAGGCCUGGGCUGAGAAGUUCAAAGUGCUGGCAAGCAACCGGACGGACCGUGACCAGCUGGGCACCCGACGGUGUGACCCCUCCACCAGCUGCGAGAUGGACUGUGAGGCCAAUAACAAGGACCUCAUCUGUGUCCUCAUCGAUGAUGGGGGCUUUCUGGUGCUCUCCAACCAGGAGGACCAUUGGUACCAGGUGGGCAAGUUCUUCAGCGAGGUGGACGCCAACCUGAUGUCUGCCCUCUAUAACAACUCCUUCUACACACGCAAAGAGUCCUACGACUUCCAGUCUGUCUGUGCCCCCGAGGCCCAGAGCAACACAGGCGCUGCGCCCCGUGGCGUCUUCGUGCCCACCGUGGCUGAUCUCCUGAACCUUGCCUGGUGGACUUCGGCUGCAGCCUGGUCCCUCUUCCAGCAGUUCCUGUAUGGCCUCACCUACAGCAGCUGGUUCCAGACAGAGGAGGUGGCAGGGGACAGCAUGGAGGCCAGAGAGACGAGCUGCAUCAUGAAGCAGACGCAGUACUACUUCAGCACUGUCAAUUCCACCUACAACGCCAUCAUUGACUGCGGCAACUGCUCCAGGCUCUUCCACGCACAGAGGCUGGCCAACACCAACCUGCUUUUCGUGGUGGCUGACAAGCCCCUCUGCAGCCAGUGCGAGUCCAUCAAGCUGCUGCAAGCGGAGGUAAGAGCCCCCCCGAGGGACCCCAACCAAUGUGAGCUGGUGGACAGGCCCCGCUACCGGAAAGGCCCCCACAUCUGCUUUGACUACAAUGCAACAGAAGAUACCUCAGACUGCGGCCGAGGGGCAUCCUUCGCCCCCUCCCUGGGGGUCCUGCUCUCCCUGCAGCUGCUGCUCCUUUACUCCAGCACCAGCCAGCACCCGCUCCCCCCGGCCGCCUGCCUUUAG
Molecule: messenger RNA, 3238 nt
Organism: Indicator indicator
Lineage: Eukaryota; Metazoa; Chordata; Aves; Piciformes; Indicatoridae
Gene: CACNA2D2
Product: calcium voltage-gated channel auxiliary subunit alpha2delta 2
Exons: 38
Coding region: 2-3238 (1078 amino acids)
Cellular component (GO): voltage-gated calcium channel complex
Molecular function (GO): voltage-gated calcium channel activity
Source: RefSeq, a predicted model, not a curated record